Molecule: messenger RNA, 7024 nt
Organism: Carassius gibelio (silver crucian carp)
Lineage: Eukaryota; Metazoa; Chordata; Actinopteri; Cypriniformes; Cyprinidae
Exons: 55
Coding region: 93-6653 (2186 amino acids)
Biological process (GO): cell-matrix adhesion
Cellular component (GO): cell surface
Source: RefSeq, a predicted model, not a curated record
CCUUUGAUACCUCAGUUAAUAGCACACCUGCAGAGCUGACUGACAGACGCGCACAGAUACUCCUGCCACAGAUCAGGGGUGUCAGUGUGAAAAUGGCACACUUAGAGCUUUGCACGCUAGUGACUUUAGGAAUCUUCACACUAAUUAACGGCCAGUGUCUGGUGGACUUUCAAAAUGGCACAGUUUCCAACAGUGGUUCGACAUGCGCUUCAUUCUCGGAGUCAACGCUCAAUAACACUCUCUCCUGCUCCGGGAUACAACUUUCAGACUUAUCACAGGGAAAUCUCAAAAACCUCAAAGCGUUUACUGAUGCUGCCUUUGAUCUGUAUACAUUGCUGAGAUCUAGACUUGACGUCGGUCUUGUUGUGAACAACAUCAAUGGAGUCAGGGCGAAUGGCUCAAUAGUGGGUUCACUGAGUGAUGCGAAUUUCGCGAGGCUCUGGUUCCAAGUGAAGCUCAAUCCAUACCUGUCUUCACUGUCCAAAGACACGCUCUCCUGUCUGAGUCAAAGCAACCUCACCUGCAAGAGCUUCCAAGCACUAGUGAAUGAGCUAAGCUUAAAGAUUGGUCCUGAAAGACAAAGGAUGGUGUAUCAGAACUUCGUGAAACCUUUUCUGGCUAGAAAUACAACUGAUGCCGGCUGUGUGAACAGUACAAGCAGCCCUGGGGAAUGGCUUCAGCUGAACUUCCAAGCAUUCUCAGCUAGCGCACGUCUGCGAGAUUUCUCAGAUCUGAACCCAACGUUUGAUGGGUUGCUUGCAGUAGAUAAGCUCACCCCAGAGCAGAAAGCUGAGCUGAUCUUUCAGCUAGAAACAUCUUCUAAGCUAGAUACGAAUGCCAUCACUCAGAUCUUCGGGACUUUCUUGCAGCCAUUUACUAAUGUAACACUUAACCUGUCCAUUGCCAGUUCAGAUGGACUUAAUAAGAAUCUCAGUGAUUUCCUGGCUGCUUUGAAACCAUUGGGAAGAUUCAUCAGAUCAUGUGUGAACAUUUCUAAGACGACAAGUGGCAGCAGUAACAGAAAUACAACGAUACAGCUACUGGUGAACUUGACCUUGAGCUUGGACAGCAACAUCACAAUAAAUUACUUCAGCAUCAGCAACAUCACUGAGUGGUUCGAGUUUGUGGUUCUCUCUGUGAUGAAGAAAUAUCUGCUAGCUAACCAGACAUUAUCGGACAAAACAUCAAUAUUCAGCAUUGUUUUAUCUGAAGAACCUCCAAUCCCAGAACCUGUCGACAACUGUAAAUUCACCAGCAGUAACAAUUCCUGUCAAACAUCACAGACUGAAGAGAAUCUGGCUAAAUCGAUUAAUUGUGUCGCUCAAUCAAAUCUGAGCUUCACUGAGGGAAACCUAAAGCUUCUGACUACUGAACUCUCCAGAACACUGCAGACACUGAAGUCCAGAUUGGUGACAAACUCAUCUCAAAGCAACAUCACAGCCUUGUUUGCAGAGCUUCCAGCAGAUGGCUUCACAUCUGGAAAUCUUGAUGAUGUGGAGUUCAUGAGAUUCUGGUUCCAAAUUAAGAUGAAGCCCCUGCUACCUCAAAUUCCGCGUGAAUUCCUGUCUUGCUUCAACACACGUAGCUUCAGCUGCCAGGCCUACAGGGCACUCUUUGCAGAGCUAAAUAAUAAUUCUGGACUGAUGGAUAAUGCAACACAGAUGAAUGUCCUCAGAGACUUCAUUUUUCCAUUCCUGUCGAAACGUCCAAACACAGGUGUCGACUGCACAUUGCCAUUUAACAACAGUGUGGACUUCAUCCUGCAAAACUUUGGCAGUUUCUCUCCGUUGGUUCGGAUUCAAGAGUUUUCCACUUUCAGCCGCAAUUUUUCAGCUCUGGAUGCUCUUCCUGUUCUCACAAUGGAGCAGCUGGUGGAACUGGUGUUCAAUACUCCCGCUAGUCCAGAAAACAGAACAAACAUCCUCACAGGAGUCUUUGACUUCCUUCUUAGAGCCGUCAACAGAGACAGACUAAACAACUUCCUCCCCUUUCUCCGGACACAGGCCAGAAAGGCAAACUUCACUUGUGAAAACUACAAUGCCAUCUUUAACAGGAUUGAUCAGACAUUAUCAUCAGUCCCUCCUAACCAGUCUGAAGCCCUGCUGACGAUCAGAGACUCAGUGAUGAUGAUUCCUCCUGAUGUGUGCAUCAACAAUGCAAGCAAUUGCACAUCACCUCCUGUAAACGAGGCUUCUCUCUGUGCAAGUGUCAACAGCUCUGCUGUGGCUCAAUUCUUGAAUUCAACUGCAACAGGACUUUGUAACUUCACAGUGUUGCAGUUCGCCUGUCUACCAGAGCCGUCGCAGUUAAACUCUCAACAAGUGGCUGACCUGUUGGCUUGCAAACUGUCAAGCAACGUGACAAAAGACACCUGGAAGCUUUUCUUCACCAAAAUAGGCACAAACCUUGAUGAUGCACUGCUGAAGUUUUCCAACAACACUCCCGGUGUCAGCAAUGUGUCUUUGGCCGAUGUGCUGGAUGUGAUCGCUGAAAUCCGGAUCAAUCGCUUUAGUCCCCAGAGACUGAGAGAUCCUGCCUUCAUUCAGUCAUGGUUCCAGGGGCGUCUAAAUCCCUUCUUACCUUCACUGUCUCAAAGUCUCCUGUCCUGCCUCAGCACCAAGAACCUCAACUGUGAAACCUACCGCACUAUCGCUACAAAUAUUUUCAAUGCAUCUCCACGAGAUGGACAAGACAUUUGCAAUCCACUGCAACCCCCUACAAGACAGGAUCUGAUCUACACAAACUUCAUGAACGCCUUCCUCUCUCGCAAAGACAUUGAUGAUCCCGGGUGCCUUAAAGAUACAGCCAACAGUACGCAGUGGGUCAACAGAAACUUUGGGCCAUUCAUUCAGUCAGCUCCUCUAAAUGACCUUUUGGCACUGAACAGAAACUUCAGUGCAGUGGAAGUUCUACCUCAGUUGGGUCUCAGACAACUGUCUGAGCUUUCUGUGAAUCCUCCUGUGCUAAAUGAUUCUCAAAGCAUCAUCAAUGUCCUGCAGUAUGUCAAGGAUUGCCAGCUUCCUGCUUUCUUUGACCUCUUCUCCCAGAAAGUGCAGAACAUCUCGCUCAGACAAGAUGUAAAAUCAGCACUGAUUAAACAGAUAUUUGACAGAGCCCUCCUGUCUAAUCUGAGCAUCCCAAAUCAGGAAGCUGUCAUUUGGCUCCAGAAGAGAAUAAGACCUCUGGUAGACAACCUUUCAGAGAGCUUUGUGUCUCCAUUUUUCAACUUCCUCAACAAAACAGACUGCAAUGUCACUCAAACCGCCCUGGGGCUCUUAGAUGUUGUUCGACCUACAUUACCCACAAACACCAAAAAUGCAAUCUACAAUAGCAUUCUUCAAUCCUUCAUGGGACCACAGCCUCUGAGGUGCUACAGAAACAACAGCUUCAUCAAGUUCUUAAAUGAAAGCCUGUACGGCUUUGGGCCGCUUCCAGAUCUGACCACCUUCCUCUCUCUGAUACCACCACCACGGAUAUCUGAGCUUGUAAACUCUAUUGCUCCUUUUGAGCUGGGAAGCUACUUGAGACAGCCGGAAGUGGUGAAAAACAAUUCACAAAUCUGCGUGAUCUUCAACAACUUUACCAAAACCCCCGAGUUCUUGGAUACGGAAGAUGUUCCAGAUAAUGUGAAAAGUGCCAUCCUUCCCUGCGUCUGGCGCCUGGCGUUGACUAGUGACAAUGAGACCGAGGUUGAUCUGUGGUUUAACCGUAGACUCAAGCUCUACUUGAAGUUCCUGAACAAAGAUCUAAUAGGGUCAAAAGACACACUGAGCGCAUCUUGCCAAUCAUACAAGAAAAUGGUCAAUGUCUUAGGCAAAGAUUUCAGCUUUAAUGGUUCUCAGAUUACCACUGACGAUGUGUAUGGCACCAUCAAGACAUAUCUGAAAACAGACUCUCAAGCAAAAUGCUACAACUCCUCUGACGCAAGAUUGAAUUCAACUGCGUGGUUUGUCAACAACAUUGGUGUAUUCAUAACUUUAUUGACUCUGGACGAUCUCUACUCUUUCGGCCCUCAGACAACGAUGCAACUCUUCGCUGUGAAUCCUGAUAACAUAAAGCUGUUCAAUCAAAAGGCACUUCCGAAGAAAGUCCUCAGCCGCUACACAGAGCUCAUCUUUCUACAAAACAGUGACUUUAAUCUAUUUGACUUGCCUUCGUUUUUGCAGUGUGAUGCACCAGUAUCGACAUUCUCUAAACUAAAUGAAAAUCAAACUAAUGUCAUUCUUGGAAACUUCAAGACAUCUUGCUCCGGUGUGGAUCCUGCGAUAUCUGCUACCCUUGCAAAAAACAUCAAGACCAUUGAUGUUAGCGCUAUUAUCAAUUUGGGAAGCCAAAUUGUUGGCCUAACAACUACACAAAUAAAUUUAGCACCUCCAUCGGUUCUCAUCAGUAGUCUUUCAACGCUGGGCAGUACAGCUGGAUGGUCCUUCGGACAAGCCCAGGCAAUCGUACAAGUGCUUCUCAGUGGAGAUUUCAAGUUAAACACUGGCAGCAGUUUGAUAAGUCUUGGAUCAUUGAUUGGAGGGAUUCCUUCAACAGUCCUGACAACCAUUAGUCCGGCACAAAUUCUUGAAACAACCAGAAACACAGAAUUUGUGAAAAACAUACUGGCUGCCCCAGAGAUUGUUCAAACGACCUUUGUGAGACAGUUAAUCAAAGUGGAAUCAACAGUAUCUGCUUUAAUGACAAACAUUCCCAGUGACUUGGCCGUUCAAAUUCCAAGAAAGUUCCUGCAGAUUAACACCAAUUUAGACACAGCAGUUCUGAUGGAGUUUAACAAAAAAAAGUGGAAACCUGAACAGGCGGUUCUUUUCUUCGAUUCAGUGGUAAAUGUUUUUGCCCAGCCUGAUGACCUGUCUGUGGAAGUUUUGCAAGGAUUUACUUGCACACGAGUGCAGACAUACACCCAAAUCAAAGUCAAAGGCCUGAUCAAAGCCUGUCGAAGGAGACCGAACAGAUCUAAAGUGAUCCUGAGCGAGACUCAGCUGACUUGCAUGUACAACAUUAUUAGAAAGGAAUCACCUUUCGAUUUUGAAAACUAUCAUUCAGAUAUGUUGCUGUACUUCAAUUAUGAAACAAUCAACAAAACCCUCUGCAAGGCAUACUUUACUCAAGUCGGAGCAGCAGAUCUCUCAGUCUUUUCAGGCACAUUGAGAGGAAGAAGGGACAUUUUGUUGAAUAAUGCUAUAGAUUGCUUGGGCAUUAAUAGAACAAGCAUCAGUAAACAGGAUCUGGCGGUGCUGGGCAACUUGGCAUGUGCUGUGAGCGGUGAUGUCAUCAGAAACUCAGACCCAGAAAUCCUUGAGAACUUGAAGAACUGCAAAGACCUCUCAGAUUCGCAAAUAUCAGCCAUGCAAGAUCUUCUCAUGAAGGGAACGUCAAAAUAUGGAGCAACAAGCAACUGGAAUCAGAAAACACUUGAUGAUCUGGGAAUACUGCCUUUGUACUUCUCACAAAGCUUUUGGGGAUCAUUCAAAGAGAGUGAUUUAGCCAAGUUCUUCAAAACCUUCCUUAAAAUGCUGCGUGAACAAAACACACCAAAGCCACAACUGAAAAAGCUGUUUAAAGCAAUCAUUAUAAUUCCAACCAGAGCCAAGAGGGCUGGGUUCCAAGCGAGUGAAUGUACUAAGGGCAACAUCACUAGUGUUGCCAUCAGCGAUGAUGCCUUCCCCUUUGGAUAUGAUGCGACACAGUUCGGUAACUGUCUGAGUUCAACCGUGGUGCUGGAGAACCUCGCUAGCCUGUGUGAUAAAAUUGACAACAGCGACUUUCAGAGAAUCAUUUUGGACAAACUCAAAGAGAUACUGCCAAACGGCCUUUCAGAAGAUAAGGUCCAGGUACUGAAGUCCGUGUCCAGGAAUGCGACGGAGGAUGAAAUAAGUAAAUGGAACAUCACUAAACCCGACACACUGGCAGCGCUCAUGAAUGCUAAUGAUGGCGAAUGGUCCGCUGCACAGAGCAAACUAAUCAUUACCAAAUACCUAAGCGCCAACAACACUUUGACCGCCACUGAGCUGAAUCUAGUGAAAGGACCAAAUCUCUGCUCUCUGAAUGUCAGCACAUUGUCAACAAUAUCACCUGAUAGUUUGAGGGAGAGCAGUGCCUUGGAUGUGUCAACAUGUUCAUCUGAGAACAAGAAGGCACUCUUCACCAUCGCUAACAAAGCAUUUCCCAUGUCCUCCACAACCGAUAAUCGCACCAUCCUGUCAGCCUUCCAGCUCAUUGACGCCUAUCUCGGAGGUGCAGAUCUAGGCUACAUUAGGAAUCUGUCAUCAUACAAUGUCAGCAUGAGCCUGACCACUUUCAUAAGUCUGGAUGCAAGCGUGAUCGCGAGCCUCAGCAUAUCAGAAGUAGUGGGUCUUCUUGGUAACAAUUUGCAGGAUCUAAAAACAUUUGAAAACCAAACAGUCGUGCGAAGCUGGAUCUCGCUGCAGUUACAGUCAGAGCUGGAUAAACUCAAUCUCAAUCUGUCUGGAGGAAAAUUAACAGCAGACACAACAACUGCUGCCCCGUCUACCACUGUAACAACUAAGGCUACCACUGUCAAAAACACUGCAAGCUCUCCAGGAAUUGGACCCGGUGGAUGGACAGUUUUCUUCAGCAUUUUAAUACUUUAUCUAACUUACCAUCAUCAAGGUGGAGAUUACAUAUAGCAGCACUGAACCCGAAUUAGCCACACUGUAAUCUUACCAAGAUGAUACAUCUGUGAGACUCUGUAGAUGAAGGAAUACAGCAUAUUAGUCCACUUAAUCUUUUUUCAUAAUCACACAUUUUCUUUGUCAUCCUAUUGUUCAUCGAUUCAGAUUUUUUCUUAAGUGUACAUGACAAAUUGUCAAAAAGGAAUGUUCCACUACUAAUCAGAACAGAGGAUAUGUAGCACUUUUUUUUUUGUCUAAAUACUUGUAUAACUGUCUCCAACUAUAAAACUGCUAUCUUUAAUUGUUUCAGACAUUUAGAAUCAUUAUAUGAAUUCCUUGUGCUGUUCUUGAAUAUGGCAUAAAAAUGUAUUUUGUUCUAUGACUGG